UUCUCUGAGUCAGUCAGACUUAGACGUGCUCGGACUACACAUGCGUGUGUCUGCUGGUAUUUUUCUAGAAGGGUGCCAUAGAAUAUAUAAGUGCACAAACUGCGCAAUCUUCGGUUCGAGAAUCUAAAAGGAAGUUCACAGUUAUUUAUUUUCAUAUUUUUACAAAUGGAACCAACCACAGACAUAGACACCUCCAGAAUUUUAGGAAAAGGUCCCAACUACCUUCGAAAGCAGAUGGAGCUGGAGGGGGAGGCCAAGGGGGGGCUUAGCGCCGUGGAGAGACUGGCUGCUACCAAACCGAAGUAUGUAAAAACUCAGCGGGUGAUCAAUUCUGAGCAGAUUCCAGUGAUCACGUUCAGUUCGGCCUCUGUGAGCAGCAAUGCAUCUUCCAACCGGAGUUCAAGACGGAGCAUGGACAACAAGGAUGGAAAAGGCACUGCCCAGCAGAAUACCGAUGAACAAGCAGGAGGGACUGGGGGUCCUUGUCCCUGUCAAUGGAAAGGUGGAGGGAGCCAAAAUACAGCCAAGUCAUUGAGGAUAAUUUCCGCCAACAAGAGAUCUCAGACUGGGAUGAAGAUUCACCUGUCAACAGGCCACUGCGACCCGUAGGAAUGACUGUUCCUACCAUACCAGACUGGUAGGUGGCACUGGCGGUAAAGAAAAAA
Molecule: messenger RNA, 665 nt
Organism: Anguilla anguilla (European eel)
Lineage: Eukaryota; Metazoa; Chordata; Actinopteri; Anguilliformes; Anguillidae
Gene: fam110c
Product: family with sequence similarity 110 member C
Exons: 3
Coding region: 166-609 (147 amino acids)
Source: RefSeq, a predicted model, not a curated record